This is a messenger RNA of Calypte anna (Anna's hummingbird), 3017 nucleotides long. It is a transcript of the gene ADD2, whose product is annotated as adducin 2. Gene Ontology annotation, biological process: barbed-end actin filament capping. Gene Ontology annotation, cellular component: plasma membrane; cytoskeleton; postsynaptic density. The transcript is spliced from 14 exons. Gene Ontology annotation, molecular function: actin filament binding. The record is from RefSeq and is a predicted model, not a curated record. The coding region runs from base 30 to 2180 and encodes 716 amino acids. NCBI's taxonomy places the organism in Eukaryota, Metazoa, Chordata, Aves, Apodiformes, Trochilidae.
CAGAGGUGGCUGUCCCCCUGUGUGUCCCCAUGGUCAGGAUGAGUGUCACCGCCACCCCCCCGCCCCUGCCCUCGCCCCCCACCCCACGGCCCCCCCAGGAGGAGCCCCCGGAGCUGCAGGGCCGCAAGAUGGCUGCUGGCCUGCGCCAGGACCUGGGCCUGACCGAGCAGAGGAAGAGGGUGACCAUGAUCCUGCAGAGCCCGUCCUUCAGGGAGGAGCUGGAGAGCCUGAUCCAGGAGCAGCUGAAGCAGGGGAACAACUCAUCCCACGUCUGGGCCCUGCGCCAGAUCGCUGACUUCAUGGCCACCACCUCCCCGGCUGCCCUCCCCACCUCCCCCAUGGGGCUGGUGGCUGUCACCCCCAUCAAUGACCUCCAUGGCCCCGAGGCGCCGGUGUUGGCCAAGGGGGAGCGGUUGAUGCGGUGCAAGGUUGGGAGCAUCCAUCGCCUGCUGGACCUCUACGGCUGGGCCCAACUGGGCCAUGCAGCUGUCACUCUGCGGGUCAGCAAGGAGCAGGAACAUUUCUUGGUGGCCCCACAAGGCUUGGCCAGCAGCGAGGUGACAGCCGCCAGCCUGGUGAAGGUGAACGUGCUGGGGGCCGUGGUGGAGCCGGGCAGCACCGGCUUUGCCCCUGACACCCGCAGCUUUGGGCUCCACGCCGCCAUCUACGCCGCCCGCCCCGACGCGCGCUGCAUCAUCCGCCUGCACACCCCCGCAACAGCCGCGGUGUCAGCCAUGCGCUGUGGGCUGCUGCCCAUCUCCCGCGCUGCCCUGCUCCUGGGGGACGUCGCUUACUACGACUUCAGCGGGGAGGUGGAGGACGAAGCCGACCGGGUGGAGCUCCAGAAAUCCCUCGGGCCCACCUGCAAGGUCCUGGUGCUGCGCAACCACGGGGUGCUGGCCCUGGGGGACACUGCCGAGGAGGCGUUUUACACUGCCUUCCACCUGCAGGCUGCCUGCGAGGUCCAGGUGUCGGCGCUGGCGAGCGCGGGCGGAACCCAGAACCUGAUCGUGCUGGAGCGGAGCAAACACCGCGCCCAGCAGGUGGGGUCCGUGCGCUGGGCAGGGAGCACCUUCGGGCCCAUGCACAAAACUCGCCUGGGGGAGCACGAAUUCGAAGCCCUGAUGAGGAUGCUGGACAACCUGGGUUACCGCACAGGCUACACCUACCGCUACCCCUUCAUCCAAGAGAAGAGCAAACCCAAAAGUGAUGUCCUGAUCCCUGCCACUGUCACAGCCUUUGUCUUCGAGGAGGAUGGGGGGGCCCCCGUGCCCACCCUGAGGCAGCACGCCCAGAAGCAGCAGAAGGAGAAGACGAGGUGGCUCAACACCCCCAACACCUACACGAGGGUCAGCGUGGCCGAGGAGCAGCAGGGCAGUGCCAGGACCAAGACAACGUGGCUGAAAGCAGACGAGGUGGAGAAAGGCAGCAGUGGGACCCCCAUCCGGAUCGAGAACCCCAAUCAGUUUGUGCCCCUCUACACCGACCCCCAGGAGGUGCUGGAGAUGAGGAACAAGAUCCGGGAGCAGAACCGUCAGGAGGUGAAGUCUGCGGGGCCUCAGUCCCAGCUCCUGGCCAGCGUCAUCGCCGACACCCGCAGCCCCUCCACAGAGAGCCACCUGGGGGAUGCGGAGGCCAAAGAGGCGUCGAGGGAGGAGGCACCCCCAGAGCCCGAGCCCCCGAACCCCUUCAGCCAACUGACAGACCAGGAGCUGGAGGAGUACAGGCAGGAGGUGGAGAGGAAAAAGCUGGAGCUGCUGCAGGGAGAGAAGGAGGCAGUGGCAGAGGAGAGCCAGGCUCCCCCCACCACCAAAUCACCCCCUGCCUCCCCCCCACGGAGCCCGACCACCACCCCGGCACCCAGGGAGCCCCCGGAGGGUGACAAGAAGGUGGCCGGUGGGCAAGUGCCAGCUGAUCCCAGUGCCCAGAAGGAGCCACCAGAGGUGGUGAACGGGAAGGAUGAGGAGCAGAGCACUGAGGAGAGUGUGGGCAAAGAGGGGGGGGACACCACCGGCCCCCCACCCACACACCCCGACACCCCCAAGGAGAAGGAGACAGUGACCAGCAGCCCCGUCUCCCCCGAAGGCUCACCCUCCAAAUCACCCUCCAAGAAAAAGAAGAAGUUCCGGACCCCCUCGUUCCUGAAAAAAGGCAAAAAGAAGGAAAAAAUCGAAUCCUGAGCCUCCCUCCCCCCCAAGGCACCGCUGCAGAUGGAAGUGCAGAGGUGCAGCCCGACCCCCCCUGAGUGGAGCUGUUCCCAGGUGGAUUCCUGGCUCCAGGCACCUCGUCCCUUCUCACAUCCCUCUGGGAAGCACCAGAACCCCCAGUGCUGCCCCCCCCUCACCCAGCUCCUUCCCACGCCUGGGCCUGGGGUCACUGUGGUUUCCCCCCCUGCCACCCACUGCUUGCAGAGCCCUGGUGAAACGUGGGCAUCCGCUUGGUUUGAGGAAGCCAAGCUGAGGGUGUUUUGGUGUCUUGGGCUUUUAUUAUUUGAUUUGAUGAUUAUUUGAUGUUUUACCUUCUCGUGUCAGGCUCGGCUGCAAUGGCACUGCCCUCACCCCUGGGGAGUUGUUGGCUGCUUCCCAGGGGCAAUGGGAUCAAGCUUGGAGGUUGGGGGGGGGGAUUUCUCUGUGGGGGAUCACAACCUUCCUGCCCCCCAAAACCUCAGAGCCACUUCCCAGCCCCCUUCUCCCAGUGCCACCAUCUCCCUGCCAGGGUUUCACUGCACAAACUGCACCUCCAAGGGACGAGGAGGAGGAGGAGGAGGAGGAAGAACCCUCUGGGAAGUGUCUGCGUUUGAUCCAAACUGAGCAAAACUUCACUAAGUGCUACUUGGGGAUGAACACGGGCUGCAGAGUCCCCUUCCCUCACUGCCAACACACUGUCCCUGUCCCCACCACCUCCUGGUGACACUGCCUGUGGUCCCCCCGCUCACCCUCAGCCCAGGGCUGAGCCUGGGUCCUUGCUUUCCCCAGCACCUCUUAAAAAAAGAAAAAAGAAAAAAAAAAACCCAAAAA